AUGGACGAAGAAGUAGCCGCCCUCAUAGUCUUGGCCGACACCGGCAACAGAUGCGCCGAAAUACCGUCCCACCGUCAAAAGACUUUCGUGGACGGCGUCAAAGUCGCAAGUGCGAGGCUCGGGCACCAUGCUCAGAUAGACGAGCAGGGCCAGGCCCAAAUGGUGCUUCAUAUGAAGAAGGCGCAUGAACUGCACGUUCUAGAAACACUUUGGUCUGGUCAGCUCCUACAAGACUUAGACCCUUCUCUUUUUCUGACUCGCCAGCAAGCCGAGUGCGAAGCUACGAACCCCGACGACGACAUCCAUUACUUCUACGCCAAUGCGUCCUCAAAGACGACCAAGGUGUUCUCGACAGUAUGGCACGGAGCCAAGUGCUAUCAGAAACCUUUGGCGGAGCUGCAAACCAUUGGACUCCAAGAUCUUGCAAUGUCCAAGACGCACAAGGACCGUAUGAUCAUCGGCAAAGUGAUUACGCCUGUCAAGUCUGGACUAUGCCUCAAGUUCCACAUCGAAGACCCAUCCGGCACGCUCUUUCCUGUUCUCAUCAAUUACCCAACCCCCAUCCCCCAUUUUUCCCUUUCCCUCUGUGAUACGCUCGCCAAACUUUACCCCAUGGGAGCGAUUCUGGCAAUCAAGUCUCCUCGAAUGGGUCUAGAUGACAAAGGGAUGUUUGCCAUCAAGGUUGACAUGGCGUACGAGAUCGAAGAGUUGCAUCCGAGGGAUCCGAUCUUGGAGGGGGUAAAAUGGCGGGAUGGAUUAAUGGAGGAGACGUCAAAGGGGUGGAAAAGGUACAGAGAUGCGGGGAAUAGAGAGAUGAAGAUUAACAACCCCUUGGUCGCUCUCCGCCUCUACUCGCUGGCUUUAUCCGACCCCGAAGUUAAACAAGACCCUAUCACGAUUUUCGACCUCCUUCUCAAUCGCACCGAAGCCUAUCGUGCUGUUCAUCUCUACGGUCACGCCUUUCGAGAUGCUCGCCGAGCUCAAGAAGUUGUCGAAAACAACAUCUCCCUCUCCCCAGAUCAAAAUGAUCGCCUUCAUCUCCGACUCGCCAAGGCCGCCCUCGGCCUCCGUCUCUACAAGACCGCCCUCAAAUCGAUUGAUGCCACUUCUAAGUUAUCACCCUUUGGGCUCGAUAUCAACAAUACGAGGUACAGAGUGAGGGCUAGGAUAGUCGAGAAAGAACAGGGCGGAUACGACUGGCUAGCGAUCUUUCGCGAGUCGUUGGAAGGGCCGCUGGCGGAGCUGGAUGUCCCCAACCGGAUGUCGUCCGCUUGCAGAGUUGCUUUCUUUCCAAGGAAGGGCCGAGGUGUCAUCGCCACCCGCAGCAUCGCCCCGGGCGAAGUCAUCAUGGUCAGCAAAGCUAUCGCCCCCUCCAACGCCAAACUCGACGCUCCGAACGUGUACGUGAACUGCUUUGACGCCGAAUCGCAGAGUCAUGUGCCUCAUUUGACUUAUAUGUGGGUGUAUCGGAUGCUGCACAAGAUAUACGACGAUCCUUCGCUCCUCAACGUCCUUGGAGGCUUCUCUUCCGACAGUAAUCCUUCUCCGGCGGAUCUCCCCGUGCCGGAAGAAGACGAAGACGCUCGUCUUAAACUUCUUUUUGCGCCAGUAGCCCCAAGCCUCAGCCUCGACGCCUUCAGGCAGAUAGUCAAGACCAAUUGCUAUGCCGGUCGUUCCGUCCCUGCAAGGGGCGCGGGUGUCGAAGAGAUCAUGGAUGAGCGCCUGUCCGUUGCAAAGGACAGGGAUCCGGUCAUGUUCCUUCACGGGAUGCCUUCAAUGAUGAAUCACUCGUGUUGGCCGAAUAUGACCGAGUGUUGGUAUGGCGAUAUUAUGGUUGUACGCGCCAGCAAAUCCAUCACCUCCGGCGAAGAACUUACAAUGUCCUACGUCCAAAACAACCCCUCUUUUCCCUCUCGACUUUCUUCCCUGUCCAGCUGGGACUUUACUUGCUCCUGCAUCCUCUGCAGGACUGAUAGUAGCGCCUACGACGAUCCCAAUCGAAGGGCUCAGAUCAUGGAAUCCGCCCUUCCCCUGCUCUUCUCAAUUCCUAUUCCGGAUGUCAACGUUACCGAUGAGGUGAAGGACCUGCACAGACGCAAGGCGGAGGAGUUGGAGAAGUUGGCACUAGUGGUGGGAGAGACUUACGCAGAAGCAAGGCCGUCGGAUCUCAUGGGCGAGCUCGCACAGAUCUACAAUCGUAUUGGGAAGAGCUACUUUAUCGCCGGACAGCACGCAGAAGCCGCAGACGCGCUCGGGUUAUUUCUUGUAUACGCUGGUAUCACACCAACCACAGAGGCGCAACAGAAGAAGCUCGGACGCAUGAUUCACGAGAGCCACAAUUUGGAAGAGGAGGUGAUCUUGGGGAUCAUGCUUUUGGCUGUGUUACGAGACGAUCAGGCAGGUAUUCUCCCGAAUACUUUCUGGCUGCAAUCUGACGUAUCGCAGGAUGCCGACGGAAAUUGCAAGUGGGUACGCUCAGCUCUAUGGCUGCACAACGUACGAUACGGCGGUGGAAAAGCUUUGUUUAUGGAACGAUACGGGCCAUUGCUCGCGGCUUUACCGGUGAAGUUUGACUUUGAGAAGUAG
This is a messenger RNA of Cryptococcus wingfieldii CBS 7118, 2586 nucleotides long. RefSeq lists its product as hypothetical. The transcript has 7 exons. The coding region runs from base 1 to 2586 and encodes 861 amino acids. Lineage: Eukaryota; Fungi; Basidiomycota; Tremellomycetes; Tremellales; Cryptococcaceae. Gene Ontology annotation, molecular function: protein binding. The record is from RefSeq and is a predicted model, not a curated record.